GAACCAACUCUUGUUUUCAACUACACGUAGUCAUGUUGUAGUCAGGGAUUAGGGAUAAGAAAAUAUGCGCAAGAUUGACUUCAAAACUACAUACGCCUCUCAAUUGAAGGUAGUGGCUGGUAUUGCAAUAGUUACGGUGAUACUUAUACCGUAAAUAUCCCACAAUGCAAUCAAGAGAUAUUUUGAACUCUCUGUUACGUAGUAUAGAGUAGCCGCUAACAUUGAGCACAGGUGUCACCGUUUUAUUAAAACGAAAGACACAUAUGUGUCUUCUAUCCAUAUGGAUAGAAAAAUAUGAGCAUUUAAUCUUUAAAAACAGGGUAUUUGUUUUGGAGGAGGAUGCGUGUAUUGUAGUAGUUACGGUAGUAUCUGCGAGGCAGCUGUGUUCACGGCCUUCCCACAACACAAGGCGGCAUCGUCUCAUGGUUCAUUCAAGCCAACCAUACGCAGCGUUUGACGGGCUCUUGCGACAAACUCUAACUCCGAGCCGGUGGACUCACGCUUACUUUCCGAACAUCGGCACCAGCUAGCUUGUUAUGUCGGACGUCAGCGAGGUUUUGAUGUCGGUUUUGUCCACAAUUCGGGUGCCGAAGCCCGGGGACCGCGUCCACAAAGAUGAAUGCGCCUUGUCAUUUUCCUCUCCGGAAAGCGAGGGAGGCUUAUACGUGUGUAUGAACAGCUUCCUGGGAUUCGGAAGUCAGUAUGUGGACAAGCACCACGCUCGGACUGGCCAGAGGGCUUACUUGCACAUCACAAAGACUCGUAAGACCACCAAGAAAGAAGAUGAAAAUAAUUCUGGAUCCGGACACCCGCCCAAGAAGAAGCCCACUAGAUUGGCAAUAGGGGUCGAAGGUGGGUUCGAUGUGGAGCAGGAGCACUACGAGGAGGACUACAAGGUUGUCAUCUUUCCCGAAAGACAGGAAGUCACAUCGGAGGAACUUGAAGCCAUGCCCGACGUUGUUAAAGAGCGGGUAUCCCUGUCAAUGACGGGCAUCAUUGCCGCUGACUCCGUGUCUCACACCUUGCAAGUGCAACAGUGGGACGGCGAGGUGAGACAGGAGUCGGGAUACGCCGCCGACCUCAAGCAGCUUGACAACGGAGUCAAGAUCCCACCCAGUGGCUGGCGCUGCGAAGUGUGCGGCCUCCAGGAGAAUCUCUGGUUGAACCUGACGGACGGCAAGAUUCUCUGCGGUCGCAGAUACUACGACGGCUCGGGGGGAAACAACCACGCCCUGCUCUACUUCCAGGAGACAGGAUACCCGCUGGCCGUCAAACUGGGGACAAUCACCCCGGACGGAGCUGAUGUUUAUUCUUACGACGAGGACGACAUGGUGCUGGACUCCAAGUUACCGGAGCAUCUUUCCCACUUUGGCAUCAACAUGAUGACCAUGGAGAAGACUGAGCGGACCAUGACGGAGUUGGAGAUUGCCGUGAACCAGCGCGUUGGGGAGUGGGAGGUGAUCCAAGAGUCCGGCACCGCCCUGCGUCCGCUGUACGGGCCCGGCCUGACCGGCAUGAAGAACCUGGGCAACAGCUGCUACCUCAACUCCGUCAUGCAAGUGCUCUUCACCGUUCCGGACUUCCACAACAAGUACGUGUCCAACAUCAACAAGAUAAUAGAUGAGGCCCCGAGUGACCCCACCCAAGACUUCAAAACCCAAGUAGCCAAACUGGGCUACAGCCUGUUGUCGGGAGACUAUUCCAAACCGGCGCCGGAGCUCGGGGGAGAAAAUGGUGCAGCCGAGCCCAAGGUCAAGACGACAAAAAUGGCUUGGUCUCAGCCAAUAAUGUUUUGCUCAUGCGUUCUCACUGACUUCCAGGACUACCAAAUUGGCAUAGCGCCGAGAAUGUUUAAAGCACUCGUUGGCCGGAACCACCCGGAGUUCUCCACCAAUCGACAGCAGGAUGCUCAGGAGUUUUUAUUGCACUUCAUAAACAUGGUGGAGAGAAAUUGCCGCUUGGGGCCCAACCCGUCCGAAGCCUUCAGGUUCCUGGUGGAGGAGAGGAUUGUGUGUCAGCAGUCCCAAAAGGCCAAGUACACGCAGCGGGUGGAUUACAUCAUCCAGCUGCCCGUGCCCAUGGAGCAGGCCAGUAACAUAGACGAGCUGCAGGAGGCAGAGCGCCAGCGCGAGAACGGUGACUCAACGGUCAUGCCCGUGCGAGCGCAAAUCCCCUUUGCGGUUUGCUUGGCGGCCCUCAGCGAGCCCGAAUUGCUCACCGACUUCUGGAGCUCCGCCGUGCAGGCCAAGACCACCGCCACCAAAACAACCCGAUUCGCCUCAUUCCCCGACCACCUGAUUAUUCAGAUUAAGAAGUUCACGUUUGGCCUUGACUGGGUCCCCAAGAAACUGGACGUGAGCAUCGAGGUGCCCGACACACUGGACCUGAGCACGCUGCGCGCCACGGGGCAGCGGCGGGGAGAGGAGCUCUUACCCGAGGUGGCCCCGCCCCCACUCAUGACCCCCGAUGCGGAGGUUACAGGUAUCCUGGGCUCCCAUGGCAACGAGGAAGACGACUCUCUCUACUCCCCACUGCUGUCGCCGGUCCUUGACGACUCCACCGUGUCACAGCUCUGCGACAUGGGAUUCCCUCUGGAGGCGUGCCGCAAAGCAGUCUACUACACCGGCAACACCGGCAUCGACUCAGCCAUGAACUGGGUGAUGGGCCACAUGGACGAUCCAGACUUCUCCGCCCCCUUGGUCCUGCCGGGCUGCAGCGGCGGCACCACGCCGACGAUGGAGAGCGUCUCUGAGGAGCACCUGGCAACCAUCGUCUCCAUGGGCUUCAGCCGAGAGCAAGCCACCAAAGCGCUUCGAGCGACGAGCAAUACUCUGGAGCGGGCCGUGGACUGGAUCUUCUCGCACCUGGACGACCUGGAGUCGAUGGAGGUUUCUGAAGGUGGACGCUCGGCUGGCGAGAGCGAGGCCUCUCGGGAGCCUCCGCCGGGGCCUUGCGUCAGAGAUGGACCAGGCAAAUACGAACUGUUUGCCUUCAUCAGCCACAUGGGCACGAGCACAAUGUGCGGCCAUUACGUCUGUCAUAUCAAGAAGGAUCAGCAGUGGGUCAUCUUCAACGACCAGAAGGUGUGUGCCUCCGAGAAACCUCCCAAGGACCUGGGUUACCUCUACUUCUACCGGCGGAUGGCCGAAUGAGACCAAGGGGGGGGUCUUGUGGCAGCACUUUUGUGGGAGUGAAAGUGGCGAGUAUGGGCACACGCACAACUUUUGUGGCGCACAUACUUCCCUACAAUGUCUUUGAAAGACCUUGGCACACACCAUAACUGUACAUACUUUCUGAUGACUUGGCUGAGUUUUUUUUUUUAAUCCAAAUUUUCGAAGUAAACCCGCCAUGAGACAAACUCACUUAAUAUCCAAGGCCUCCUUCAGCCUCUAAAAUGGUGUGCCCAUAGUUGGUUUUCAACGCAUGUCUUCCUCCUUUGAAAAGCAGCAUCCAUGUCCUUGUGCUUGUUCAACAUCAUUUCAGCCAGGCCAGCCUUCACUUCAUUCAUUCAUUCAUUCAUUCAGAGCGAGCGAGCGAUAGCGACAACACGUUGGCUCCAAUGUCUGCUACGAAAGAAAAUAAAAACACCAAAUCAACUUUCA
This is a messenger RNA of Syngnathus typhle (broad-nosed pipefish), 3602 nucleotides long. It is a transcript of the gene usp5, whose product is annotated as ubiquitin specific peptidase 5 (isopeptidase T). Bases 537 to 3152 code for a protein of 871 amino acids. Gene Ontology annotation, molecular function: protein binding; zinc ion binding; cysteine-type deubiquitinase activity. Gene Ontology annotation, biological process: protein deubiquitination. Lineage: Eukaryota; Metazoa; Chordata; Actinopteri; Syngnathiformes; Syngnathidae. The record is from RefSeq and is a predicted model, not a curated record. The transcript has 19 exons.